Aricia agestis (brown argus) is the source of this 452-nucleotide messenger RNA. RefSeq names its product ejaculatory bulb-specific protein 3-like. Lineage: Eukaryota; Metazoa; Arthropoda; Insecta; Lepidoptera; Lycaenidae. Bases 39 to 410 code for a protein of 123 amino acids. The transcript has 3 exons. The record is from RefSeq and is a predicted model, not a curated record.
UGGACUUUAACGUUAACCUUUGUUUAGUAGUGGUAAACAUGUUUAUUAGACACGCAGCUCUUUUGGUGGUACUGUCUGCCUUCGCCAACGGCGUGGACUAUCACGACACGAUGGAUGACAACCACGACUUCAACGCCGUGAUGGCGGACAAGAAGCUCCUGCGGCAGCACCUGGACUGCUACCUGGAUAAAGGACCCUGCAAUGACGUGAUGCAGAGCUAUAAAAAGCACAUUCCCACCUUCAUCCGGGAGAGCUGCGCGCGAUGCAAUCCACCCCAGAAGCACAUGUUGAAGACGUGGCUGGACGGUCUGGAGAAGGUGGACCCUGAGGGUUUCAGGCAGUACAGUAAGAAGUAUGACCCUGGCAAUAUCUACAUCACACCCUUGAGAGCAGCUGUGGCUGGUUUUUGAGAAUCUUGCAGUAGAAUUAGCGUAUAUUAUAUAGGCAGGAUA